CGAAAUGUUGAAAAGUGUGCAGAGUCAAUAAUGGCAGCUUACGAGAAGCAGGUGGUGGUGAUAACCGGCUGCUCCGCCGGCGGCAUAGGCCACGCGCUCGCCCUCGAAUUCGCCUCCCGCGGCUGCCUCGUCGUGGCCACGGCUCGCUCGCUCUCAUCCGUCUCCGAUUUGCAGGACAAUCCCAACUUCUUCCUGCAAGAGCUCGACGUCUCCGACGACGACAGCGUGCGCCACGCGCUCUCCACGAUCCUUGAGAACUUCGGCCGCAUCGACAUCGUCGUCAAUAAUGCCGGAGUCCAGUGCGUCGGCCCCGCCGCCGAGGUCCCCAUGGAUAUGAUCCAAAACACCUUCAACACUAAUUUUUUUGGAUCGUUGAGGUUGAUUCAAGCCGUAGUUCCUCACAUGGCAUCUCGGAAGAAGGGCAAGAUCGUAAACUUUGGAAGUGUGACAGCAUUGGCCCCAGUGCCAUGGGGAGGCGUCUACACUGCAACCAAAUCUGCUAUACAUUCCAUCUCUGAUAAUCUAAGAUUGGAACUACGACCCUUUGGGAUCGACGUGAUCACAGUUGUACCCGGGGCUAUUAGGUCCAACAUAGGAGAGACUGCUUUGGCAAUCUACAGCAGAAUGCCAGAAUGGAAACUGUACAAGCCAUUUGAAAAAGCAAUUCGUGCUAGAGCAGUCGUCUCACAGACACCGAAAUCUACUCCUGCGGAAGUGUUUGCAAAGAAGACAGUCGACGCAGUACUGAAAGAGAAGCCGCGCGCUUGGUUCAGCUUUGGCCAUCAGUCCACACUUAUGGCAAUAUUGUAUUAUGUGCCCCUUUUUAUUAGAGAUUUUAUCUUUAGGAAAAUGUUCAAGUGUUCAUGAUAUAUUUUGGUAUAUUCUUGUAUCAUUUAUAUGGAUGGAUCAUGUAAUAAGAGUGUUCAUAUUUUCUCUGUUUUUA
Salvia hispanica is the source of this 943-nucleotide messenger RNA. Its product is annotated as NAD(P)-binding Rossmann-fold superfamily protein. Gene Ontology annotation, molecular function: oxidoreductase activity. NCBI's taxonomy places the organism in Eukaryota, Viridiplantae, Streptophyta, Magnoliopsida, Lamiales, Lamiaceae. Gene Ontology annotation, cellular component: endoplasmic reticulum. The record is from RefSeq and is a predicted model, not a curated record.